This is a messenger RNA of Caenorhabditis sp. 36 PRJEB53466, 1981 nucleotides long. The record is from the annotation of a GenBank genome assembly. Lineage: Eukaryota; Metazoa; Nematoda; Chromadorea; Rhabditida; Rhabditidae.
AUGGAUCAGGGAAGGUGUGUUGGGCGAAGACGUUCUCAACUUCUUUUCCAAUUUUCCUUUCAGAUCGCACGCCACCUCGAUCACACCUCUUUUGCACCGAUUACAAAAAGACGGUCACACGACCGCUCUCGAAUUUGCCACGUACAAACCGGAAAUGGAUUUCGGAGUGGAAGAACGAUUCAUUAAUAUGAGCGGGUUCGAGAAUCAUUUCGUCUCGAAAGACUUUUUCAAAAUCGCCUUUGAGGGCGAGUUCACUUUCCUCCAUCAGGUCAGUGUGCAUGGUGCAUCGACCGAAACAUUUUUUCCACCAUUUUUCAGGCGGUCCCCUUCAUUUUCGGCUCAAUCUCGUGCAAUAACAUACUGGAGCACAAGAAGCAGCGGUUUUUGGAAAUUGCCAACGAAAACUGGGAUCUUUUCCUCUCGGAUUCCCUUUUUUCGCCGUGUGGCUACGCGAUGGCGGAGGUGGCCGGCAAGCAUCACGUCAUGAUGCACUCGAGCGACGUCGAAAGUGCUCAUGGCACUUUUAAGGGAUUCAGCAGGUUUGUUGCAUCAGUUACUUGUCGUCAAACUUCGGAGGGGCAUAUCUCGAGAUCCAAUGAUUAUUUUGAAAAACUGUCAACUGCAAAAAUGUUGGAAAAUGUGUGCUCAACAUGUUUGCAAUUGACACUUUUUGUUGAAAACUCUUUAUUCUCAAGUUACAGGCCUAUUUCUGAACAGUACCGACAAGCCAGGCUGGAUAUGGGUCUAAAAAUCGUCCAUUGGCUCAAACUACCCCUUCAAGUCCAUCAAUUUUUGCAGAAACUACGCGCUAAUGGUGCCCAACUUCCUUCCCUACUCCAUGUCGGAUUUCUCGGUCGACCACUGGUGGCACCGUGUCGUCUCGACCGUCGACUGGUUCGGAAGCAUGCUGAUCACGGGCGGCGUGGCCGGCCUCGCUCAAAAAUGGGCGUUGCGCAGUAUUAUCAAAUUUCCGUUCUUCUCUUUCUACGACUACAAUCGCAAGAGCACCUUCUCGUUCACCGACAUGCCCGAUCCGUUGUACCGGUCGGAGCGAGGACUAAUGACGUGCGAUUGCACUAUUUGUACCAAUGGCAAAGCACCAUUUUUUGCAGUUCUUCUCGUUCGGCACCUAUUGCAAGCAGCCGAAAAACGAGUUGGACGACGAGUGGAAACAGUUUGUGGAGGACCGCCGAUCCAAAGGGACCAUCCUCGUCGCGUUCGGCACCAUCAUCGAUUGGCGAUUUGCGCCCGAAGACAAAUUCGAAAUUUCUGAACGUGCUCAAUCGACUCACCGACUACCGCGUCGUGUGGAGCAUGAAAGGCGACCGGCCCGACGGACUCGGCGCCCACGUGAAAACCGCUUCGUGGGUCCCGCAGCAUCAGCUCCUCGCGCACAAGAACACGGUACUCUUUGUGAGUCACGGAGGUCUCAAAAGGUGUGUGUGUGUGUUGGUAGUUUUACAAAACAAGUGUGUUCACCGUUUUUAGUGUAAAAGAAGCGGUUUGCUCGGCGACUCCGUCUAUUUUCAUGCCAAUGUUCGCGGAGCAGAUGAGGAAUGCGUGGUUGGCAAAGAAUAAGGUCGGUUUUUAUCAUUUUUUGACUGGAUUUGGCCUAAUUUUUAGCACCUAGUAGCCUAACAUUGAAGUUUUUACACAAAUGCAGUGCUACCGUUUGCAGGGAUUCGCCCGUAUUCUCAACAAAUUCCACCUGUCCGAACGGUACCUCGAGGGCCACAUUCGCGAAGUGGUCGAGCACAAAUUCUACCAAUCGAACGCCGAAAAACUGUUGUCGACGUUCACGGACCAACCGAUGGACGCACUCGACGAGGCGGCCUUCAAAUUCGGCAGACUCUUCAAGUACAACGGCAAAAUGCCGGCGUACUUCUACCCGCAAUCCAUCGAUCUGUCCUAUAUUACGGCCCUGAAUCUGGAUAUUUUGAUUGUGGUCCCGCUGAUCAUCGGCCUGCUCGUUGACAAAUGA